Messenger RNA from Dermatophagoides pteronyssinus (European house dust mite), 1566 nucleotides. Its product is annotated as cholecystokinin receptor-like. The record is from RefSeq and is a predicted model, not a curated record. Gene Ontology annotation, molecular function: neuropeptide receptor activity. Gene Ontology annotation, biological process: neuropeptide signaling pathway. Gene Ontology annotation, cellular component: plasma membrane. Lineage: Eukaryota; Metazoa; Arthropoda; Arachnida; Sarcoptiformes; Pyroglyphidae.
UUUCAAGAAUAAACCAUUGAAAUUGAACCAAAACAACCGAAGAAAAAAAAAUUGAUAAAUAAAAAAAUGGCUGAUCCAUCAUGGUUAGAUAAAAAUAAUAUAACAUCAGUACGUUUGAAAACAUCAACCGGUACUGUUGAAAUUGGACAAUUAGAAGCAUUUGGAUUGUUUGGUCAAACAUUUUUAGUCAUUCUAUAUUCAUUGUCAACAUUUUUUGCAUUAACCGGUAAUACAUUGGUUAUAUUGGUUGAAAUAUAUGGCCGACGUUCAGCAAGAAAUCUACAAAAAUUUCUUAUCAAUUUAGCUAUUUCAGAUCUGUUAUUAGGUGUAUUGGUUACACCAUUUAUUUAUACGGAUAUUAUGCUGGGCCGUUGGAUAUUUCAUCCAUUACUUUGUCCAGUAACACAAUUUGUACAAUUAAUGUCAGUAUUCGUGACAACAUAUACAUUAACAUUCAUCGGUAUUGAACGAUAUUUUGCAACAUUACAUCCAUUAUCAUCAGCAAAUACAUGGUUACGUUCACAUGGUAAUUUAGUAUUACAAUUAAGUUGGAUAUUUGGUUCAAUAUUAGCAUCAUUUAGUAUACAAAAUACACGUGUUGUUGCAUUUAAUUAUAAUAGUCAAACAUAUUAUGAUUGUGCUAAUUGGGUUGAUGUUGCUGAACGAGAUAUGCAAAUUUAUGUUACAUUAUCAUUCGUAUUGACAUUUGUUUUGCCAAUAAUAUUUCUGACAAUAUCAUAUGGUGCUAUUGGUCGUCGUUUAAUGCGUACACAAAAAUAUUGGUGUUCAUAUCGACAAACAAUACCAUUCAGUAGUCAUCAUCAUAGUCAUAGUCAUCAUAGUCAUAAUCAAAAUUCAACAUCUCGUACACAUAGUAAUAAUAAUAGUAAUUCAUCACAUAAUCAUAAUCUUAGUAAUGUUGAUAAUGAAGGCAAUAAUAAUAAUAAUAAUAAUCCAACAGUAACUGCAGCGGUGGCAGCACCAUCGGUAACAACAACAACAACACGAAAAAAUAAAUCAUUAAUAAGAAAAAAUUUUACUAAAAUAUCAAAAUUAUCAAAUUCAAAUGUUCAUCAUCAAACUAAUGGCGGUAAUGGUAAUGAUGAUAAUAAUACAACAACCGUUACAACAAGUAAUAAUAGUUUGAAUAAAAAAUCCAAUAACAAAAAUCAAAAUAAAGUUAUUGUACGAUUUGAUAAACGUAAUGCUGAAUUUUUAAAUAAAAUGAGAGUAUUUCGUUUAUUAGUUGCUGUAUUGGUAUUAUUUAUAAUUUGUUGGCUACCAAUAAAAAUAUUUAUGUUAAUACUUGCAUUUCGUCCAUCGAUUGUUUAUCUGGAUUCAAUGACUAAUUAUUAUAUAUAUUAUAUAUCAUUUUUUCUUUGUCAUUGGCUUUCAAUGGCAAAUAGUUUUGCCAAUCCAAUACUUUAUUGUUUUAUGAGUAAAAGCUUUAGGGCAGAUCUUUGUGAUCUAUUUGUUUGUAUUUGUACAAAAUUAAAUAUUUGUAUAAAAUCCUGUGAAACAUUGAAAGAAAAUCAUCAUCCCCAUCAUCAUACUGGUGAAUUUUAA